Messenger RNA from Monoraphidium neglectum, 1641 nucleotides. RefSeq lists its product as hypothetical. Lineage: Eukaryota; Viridiplantae; Chlorophyta; Chlorophyceae; Sphaeropleales; Selenastraceae. The transcript has a single exon. The coding region runs from base 1 to 1641 and encodes 546 amino acids. The record is from RefSeq and is a predicted model, not a curated record.
AUGGCCGGCCCCGCGGCGGCGCUCGCGGCGGCUGGGUGGGGGUGGGCGGCGCUCCACCCAGACUCCCUGGCGCUGGCGCGCGCGAUGGUGGUGCUGUUUGCCAUCUCGUGUGACUAUCAAAACCUCGGCCGCGCCUCGGCGCUCGGCCGCGCGCCCCGCGGCCCCGCCGCCGAGGCCGACUGGCGGCGACGCCACAAGCGCGCCGCGCGGCGCGUCGCGCCGCUGAUAGGUGACCUCCCGCUGGCGCCGCCCCUGGCCCCACUGCUGGGCGUGCUUGGACGAACUGCCGUGGUCGCAGGUGCGGCCGCCGGGGGCGCCGCGGGGGCGCACGCGCCUGGCGACUGCUGGUGGCUUGGCGGCGGAGAAAGCGGCGGGGCGGCAGGCGAGGUGGCCGCGGCGGCGGCGCCGCGGCUGGUUGUGUCGGCUGCCCUGGACUUGGGGCCGGCGCAUGGGCCUGAGGCGGAGGCGUCGUCUCAGCUUGGCAGGAAGGAUUUGAUCAACUUAAUUUACGGCGACGGCAGCAGCAGCACCAUCAGCAGCAGCAUCGGCAGCAGUGGCGUCGGUAGCGGCGGCGCACUGCGGCCGCGGGUGGAGACCUCGGAGGGGGCCCCUAUGGCGCGGCUUGACGGCGGCGCGCGCAAGGGCGGCCGCGGGGCCGCCGCCCGCGGCGGCGGCAGCGGUGGCGGCGGCAGCGGCAGCGGUGGCGGCGGCGAGAGUGACGAGGAAACGGUGGAUGCGGUCAUGGUUAUUGCGGGCGGCAGCAGCGGCGGCAGCGCGCCGCCCAGCGUGGCUGGCGACGGGGGCCCCACGGGGACUCUCGCGCCACCGCCCCUGCCGCCGCGGCGCGAGCGCGGCGUGGCCGGCGGGGUGGGCGGCGCUGCGGCGAUAGCGCCGAUGUGCGGCGCUGGGGAGGCGGACGACCCGCUUGCUUUCCUGCAGCACCUACCCCUGUAUGGUCGUGACGACCACGCCACUUUGGUGGCCGCCGCCGCGGCGUCGCCUACAGCCACCACCCCCGCCGCCGCGGCGCCGCCGCUGCCGCGGCUGGCGGCCGCCGCCGACGCGCUCGCGCUCGCGGCGCGCGGCGUCCAGCUGUCGCUGAUAUUCGCGCCCUUCAUCUGGCUCGGCCUGCCCAUCCUGGCAUGCGCGGCGUUCCUCUCGUCGCGCGCUGCCGCGGCGGAGCGAGCCGGGCGGGCAGCGGCAGGUGUUGGGGCGGCGCAGCGCGGCGGAGGGGCGGGUAUGUGGGCAGCAGUCUGGUCGAUGGUCGCUGCGGCACUCGAGUUUCUGUUGAUCCUGCUCGUCUGCGGCCGCUGCGCGCGGCCAUCCCCCUCGCCCGCGCCUGGCGCCGCCGCCGCGGCGCUUUCGCUGCGCCGCGCGGCGUGGCGGCUGCUGCUUGGCAGCUGCUCGGCCGGCGGGCCGAGCUGGAUCAAGUGGGCGCAGUGGAGCAGCAGCAGGAGGGACCUGUUCCCCGACGAUUUCACAGAGAUUAUGGGGUCCCUCCAUGACGGCGCGCCCAAGCACUCGGCUGAUUACAGUUUCAGGGCAAUAGAGGCUGCGUUUGGGCGGCCGGCGGGGGAGCUGUUUGAGGAUUUCGAGGCGGAGGCGGUCGCGUCGGGCAGCAUUGCGCAGGUGGGGGUGUGA